This is a messenger RNA of Beauveria bassiana ARSEF 2860, 675 nucleotides long. RefSeq names its product nucleoside-diphosphate-sugar epimerase, putative. The transcript is spliced from 2 exons. The record is from RefSeq and is a predicted model, not a curated record. NCBI's taxonomy places the organism in Eukaryota, Fungi, Ascomycota, Sordariomycetes, Hypocreales, Cordycipitaceae. Bases 1 to 675 code for a protein of 224 amino acids.
AUGAAGGCUGUCAUAUUUGGAGCUACAGGCCUUGUGGGGAACGAGGUUCUCAAUGCCUGCAUCGCCACCGAUAAGAUCACCAAAGUUUAUGUGGUCACGAGAAGAGCGCUGGAGGAUGACCGUGAGAAGAACCCCAAAGUCGAUGUCAUUUUGCACUCGGAUUUUGCGCACUACCCUCUUGAGCUGCUGGACAGACUCAAGGGCAUCGAGCUGUGCCUCUGGGCGAUUGGCGGAGUGCUGUCUAAGUUCAACAAUGAAAAGAAGCUUGCCUAUGCCGCCAAUGUGUCGUAUCCUUGCGCAGCAGCCUCCGCCUUUGUCCAGCACCUCGGCAACGAUUCGCCCUCGGGCAGGAUUCGCUUCGUCUUUUGCAGCGGCAAGUUUGCCGAGCCAGAUCCCGCAAAGCAUCUCUGGUUCCUAGGCGACUCGCGCCGGUGGAAGGGCGAGACGGAAACCUUCUUGCAAACACUAGCCAAGCAGCACCCGGGCAGAUUCGAGGCGUUCUCUGUGCGCCCGGGCUUGGUCAUUCCCAAUAACCCGCCGCCAGCGAUCCGCCUCGCGACUGUCGUCUCACCAGGCAUCACUGCACAGCAGACAGGCACUGUCAUGGUCAGCAUAGGGCUGAAUGGGUGGAAACAGGCGGUGCUGGAGCAGGAUGAAAUGCUAGCUAUUCACUAG